This is a messenger RNA of Lepisosteus oculatus (spotted gar), 5644 nucleotides long. It is a transcript of the gene snx17, whose product is annotated as sorting nexin 17. Lineage: Eukaryota; Metazoa; Chordata; Actinopteri; Semionotiformes; Lepisosteidae. Gene Ontology annotation, cellular component: early endosome. The record is from RefSeq and is a predicted model, not a curated record. Gene Ontology annotation, molecular function: phosphatidylinositol binding. Gene Ontology annotation, biological process: intracellular protein transport; endocytic recycling; signal transduction.
GUUUAGUCCCGGGGCUCUGUGUUGCAAUGUACUUGUGACAGAUGCGAAUUUCCACUUUUUAAAAGCAAAGAUUUGGAGCGUGAUAGCAGAAGGAGAAUAUUUAUUAACUCCGCGUGUUUUAUGUUUUCUUUUUGUUGUUUGAUCCCGCGAUGGUGUGAUUUCGGAAGAGCGGUUACUCUAAACAGCUACUCCGAUGAGGGGAAAAAAAUACAUGCGUACGUACCAUUAACAGUUGAAAGGGGGAAUCUGUAAAAAAAUAUACAAGCUUGUUAUGGGUUUAAAGAAUGCAAAAAGCAAAUAGUAUAGUUAUUUGAACGCGUUUUACGAAAUACACUGUAAAUCGCAUCUGGAGGUCAAUCAAGAGAAACAUUUCAUCCAGAGACGGAGUUUACAGCACAGUACUUACAAACACCUCUCAGGACGGUGGAAUUACCUAUCAUCGCAACAUGGCUGCUGCAGGGAUAUUAGGGAAAGUUUAGCUACUGACUUGACUUAAGUUUUCAUUUUAAUUUCUUGAGGCGAAAACGUUGAGUACGCGGGGGGCUGACCUCUUUAGUAUUUCGUUUGGACAGACUGCCGUGAUACAGUCCACACCGCCCGAGGGAGGAAAAAAAAAAGAGAAAAGCGCCCGUUCCCCCCUGUACAUUGUUUUUUUUUUUAAGAGUGCUUUUAUUGUAGGGUACAGUACAUUCUGACUGGAAGAUUUUAUGUUUCCCUUUCCCGACCCUUUCUUAAGUGUAUUCUAACAUUCCCUGCUAUUUGUGGAACAAAGAGCAUUUCGUGGGUUUUGCUCAGAAAGUACAAUGCAUUUCUCCAUUCCCGAGACGGAGGUUCGUGCCGGUGACAAUGGAUCUACCUAUGUGGCGUAUAAUAUCCACGUGAAUGGUGUGCUUCAUUGUCGGGUCAGGUACAGCCAGCUGCUGGGGUUGCAUGAACAGUUACGAAAAGAGUAUGGGAACAACGUCAUCCCUGCUUUCCCGCCCAAAAAAAUUUUCACACUUACACCAGCGGAAGUUGAACAACGAAGGGAGCAGUUGGAGAAAUACAUGCAGGCUGUGCGACAGGACCCAGGGCUUGGAGCCAGUGAAACAUUCAACAGCUUCCUGAGAAAAGCACAGCAGGAAACCCAGCAGAUUCCCACUGAGGAGGUUCACCUAGAAGUGUACCUCUCCAAUGGGCAGAAGGUCAAAGUCAGCAUACUGACAUCAGAUCAGACAGAGGAUGUCCUAGAGGCUGUAGCAUCAAAGUUAGAUCUUCCCGAUGACCUAGUUGGGUAUUUCAGCCUUUUUCUUAUCCGAGAGGGGAAGGAUGGAGGUUGUACAUUCGUACGAAAGCUACAGGAGUUUGAGUUGCCCUAUGUCUCCGUCACCAGCCUCAAGAACCCUGAAUAUCGGAUUGUCCUCCGGAAAAGUUACUGGGACUCAGCAUAUGAUAAUGAUGUGAUGGACAACCGAGUUGGACUCAAUUUAUUAUAUGCUCAGACGGUGUCCGAUAUUGAGAAAGGCUGGAUCUUGGUCAAUAAAGACCAGCAUCGGCAGCUCAAAUCCCUGCAAGAAAAAGGCUCCAAGAAAGAAUUCAUCCACCUAGCUCAGACGCUGAAGUAUUACGGUUACAUCAAAUUCGAUCCCUGCAUCACAGACUUCCCUGAAAAGGGCUGCCAUGUGAUCGUCAGUGCUGGGAACAAUGAGCUCAACUUUCACGUCAAACUUCCCAACGAUCGGAUUAAGGAAGGAAGCUUUAAAGUGACACGCAUGAGAUGCUGGCGUGUCACUUCUUCUCAGGUGCCAGUGGUGAAUGGCACAGCAAAUGGCUCUGGAAAAUGUGAGGUCAAGCUGGAGCUGGCAUUUGAGUAUCUCAUGAGCAAGGACCGCUUACAAUGGGUCACUAUCACCAGUCCACAAGCUAUAAUGAUGAGCAUCUGUCUUCAGUCCAUGGUGGACGAACUGAUGGUAAAGAAAUCUGGCGGCAGCAUCAAAAAGAUGCUGAAAAAACGUCAUAAUGGUUCCUUACGUCGAUCUGACAGCCAGCAGCCUGUGAAAUCCCCUCCCUUACUUGACUCCCCAGAUCCAAACCGUGAACCUAUUGUUAAGCUGUCGAGUAAGCUGACCUCAGUGACCCUGCGAGGGAUCAGCACUUCCAACUCUGCCAAUGAUCUCAGCGGCAACAAUUUCCACGGCAACUAUGCCUUCGAGGGAAUUGGAGAUGAUGACUUGUAAACAAAACCAUUCCAGUUGUAGCCCGAGAGAUGCUGAUGAGAGACAAAUACACAAAUACUGCAAGAUUCUAAGACACCUGAGAAUAAAGCUUUUUUUAUUUUUUUGUUUGCAGAUAUUCUUCUAAAUUAUGUACUUUCAACAUUGGAUUUUAGUCUGAGCCCAGUCACACUUGCUCAAAUGCAGGUUUUGUUAUUUUCUGUAAGUAUUAUAAGCUUAUAAUACCCAGUACAUAAGCCUCUCAUGUUUGUACAGGGUGUUGGAUACAGUAUGUAACAAAACAUUAUAGUUGUUUCAAAAAUAUUUAAGCUGUCCUGCUGCUUUCCAGAAAGGUUUUUUCCAGGUUAAAAUAUUUAGUAAUUAAUGGCAAAUAUUAUCUUUUUAUGUUAUAAUAAUGUUAUAACUUUGAAAGUCAUUGUCAUUUAUUUAGUCUACAGUUGCUAAUAGCUUAUUUGUGUUAUUUUACCUGAAAGUGUUUUUGCAUGGUGUGUAAGAUGGACCACAUGUGCAGUCUGGUGAAGGUAUUCUUUCACUUGAAGAACAAAAUGUCCAUGUGAUUAGGAUAUCCUUUGCAGUAGUUAGCCAGCCCAUGAAAGUCUCUUUCUUACGAUUUCUAAUAAUACAUUAUGGAAUAUCACCCUAUCUAUUAAUAAAUUCAACAUCCUUCAGGGAAUUUCAGAAAAGAAGGUAACAUUUCCCUUGUUAGAAAGUUAGAAACUUUUAUACUAGCAGGUAUGGUAAAAAAAUAAAGUUAAUACGCAGUUUCUUUGCACUUGCAGCCAAAAUCCAAGGUACGAAAUAGCAUGCAGUUUGCGUUGGGUUUAUAAUGGGAUCUAUAAAAUGCUAGAGCAAGCGGCUUACCAGACAGUCUUUCUCUCUAAUGCUUCCAAGGCGCGAGUCUUAAGACUGAAACUGAACAACUUCAAAGCUGUGUGAUACCUAAUGUGACAGUCAUAAACUGCCCUCCUGUGUCUGACAGAGUGGCCUUUGGUAAUCGUAAUUUAACACUAGUGAAACAUAUUGUAUAUAGUUCUUAAAAUAACCACAGCCUUUGUAAAAUGUUCUUAGAAUGUAAAUAGUGUACACGUUGCUCAAUAAGGCCUUCUUAAAACACAGUUAAGAAGUAACAUUUUAUUACCAUUCACACAGUGCCAUGGCAGUUCUUGUACAGCAAUAAGUGGAAUGUGAGUCUGUUCAAAGUGUGCUUAGAAACCUUUUAUGACCAUGCAAUGUGCAGUUGUGCCAAAUUUUUGUGUGACCAAAGUCACUUGAGGGUAUAGAUAGAGGUGCUGCAGAUCAACUUAUUUUAGCUUUUAAUUGGGGGGAACAUUCACUUUAUUAUUACCAGAGAUACUUUCAAAAGGCACCAAAUUCACUUUCCUAGCAGCUGUUUUUGCUUUACAGUAAGAAAGUACAUGAUUUGUUACAUGGUUAUCCCAAAAAUAAAUUUGGAUUUUAUUAACAGUGGACGUCUUCAUUUCUGGACUAGCUUGUGCUUUUAAAAAUUUGUAAACGGAAGCAGCCUCAUAAAUAUACAAUUUAGCUGUGUCUGGUGGGAAAAUGCCCUCUCUUGCUGCCUUACAGGUGUUUUUAAAGCCUUACCGAGCCUUUUCCUCAAAACGUUUGUCGGAAAAGCAGACACAGAAUUGGUGGUGCUGCAGGUUUAUGGCUGUCGCAUGGUAUCAUGCUUCUGCUAGUGAGAGCUCUCUCGUGUGAAUCUUGCAGGAUUUGCUUUUUGUUCGUCAGUUCUGUUGAACAGCUUGCACUUGCUAAACCAAUUUUGCACAGUAUUGUGAAGGAUGGACACGAGUCAACUGACAGUAAUUUAAAAAAAAUUAAAGGACUUUUCAAGAGUUAUGAAAUCUUGGAAAGUGUUUUGGAAGGGCCACAAUCUACAUUUUAUAUAGUUUUGUGUUUCCAACAUGAAAUAAAAAAUCUCAUAAAUGCCAAAAUUAUAGUUUACUAAAGCAUUUUGCACAAAAGAGCAUUAAAAUCUACAAGUCACUUUUGCUAUGUACAUGAAUAAAGAAAAUGUAUUCUGAACAUUGUUACUAAUAUCCGUAUCUUUAAUAGUGUAUUGUAAUCAAAUAGAUCAAAUGUAAUCUAAGAUGUAUGAAAAUAGAAGCUAUCAUUGUUUACAGAAUUGUAGAGAAGUGUAGUCAGAAUGCAAAUUGUUUACAGAUUCCAGUUCAGAUUUUCAACUGCUUGUCUUAGUAGGAAACUGAUGUAUUAGGAAAGUGCAUAAAACAGUGAUUCCAAUUUUUUCCAUAUCUUAAAUUUGUAUUCUUUUGAGUUAAUUGUGUGGAUUUACUUGUGUGCAUUGACGUCUAAAAAGGGCUCUGUAAAACUGCAUAAGCUUCCAGCUGCAUUUGUGUCAGGCCGCCCAGAUAUUUUCUGGGUGAUGACAGUAGCAAACAUGAUGAUUAAAUGAUCAUUUUGUAGCCUGAUGCCAGGUGUGAAAUUUCAAGGCUUAUUCCAUCUUGUGGUCUUUGGCACAGAAUUGCAUGGGAAAGAGGGAACAAUCCGGAUGUACCAGUUCUGGUAGUGUAACUUUUCCUCCUUCAUAUCCCAAGAGAGAAACCACAGUAUUCUAUACAUGAGAAAAUGUGUUUGGGGGGUAUGCUCUUCUUCAGUCAAAAUGUAAUCCCUGACUGUCUCUACUGAAUUGAAUGUGUUCACAAAUACUGUAAGUUUAGGAAAAACUGGUGUUUCAUGGAACAAAAACCAGUAGUUAGAAAACCUUUAUCCCUUUCAUUUCAAAUACCAACUAAACUGUUACAAGUACAAUAGAUGGGAAGCGAGAGCCCUAAAUUUUACCUAAUUUAGGUGCCAAAUGAAUUACUUUUGAAACGGGAUGCCAUUGUAUGUCUUUUUGUGUACUACUUUAAUGUUGUUGUGGUACUUUUUUCCCAACUCUUUAUCUUAGAAAUCCAUAAUAGAUAAAUAUCUUCCCAUCUUUUUUAUCUAGAUCAUGUGGCCUGUUGCUUUUGGGUUGACUAUAAUACCCCCACUAGUACUAUAGUCACUCAUUUGACAUUGGUGCUGUUAUUACAGUAAGGGUACACAAAUCGACUUUAGUUAUUUUGUCAAUUGUUUUAUUAAUCUAGAGUUGAUAAGAAAUGUUAUGGGGGCGGCAUAAAGAAUUUCAUUUUUUUAUUAUUUCAGUCCUUCAAUGUUGAGUUUUACAAAAGAAAUGUUAGACCCAGUCACUACAAAAUAAAAUGUUGUGGUGGUGUUUGGUGUGAGCUCUGAGGUUAAUGAGCACUGGGUCAUACAUCUUUCAAAUAUUCCAGAAUGAUUUGUCUCUCCAGGUCAGAACUGAUGCCCACUGGCAUGGUUGGGUUUGUGUAAGAGGAAAACAGAGCUGCCCAUAACUGCUGCUUGCUGUUUGCAUUUAUUUAUAUAUAUAUAUUAAACAUUAUAAUUCCAAA